AUGGAGAAAUCAUGCAGUCUAGUAGUGCAUUUCGACAAAGGCACACCGACACUAGCCACCGAGAUCAAAGAAGCUCUUGAAGGAAACGACGUCGCAUCAAAGAUCGAAGCACUCAAGAAAGCAAUCAUGCUUCUCCUCAACGGCAAAACCAUUCCUCAGCUCUUCAUCACCGUCACCCGUCACGUUCUUACUUGCGACGAUCACACCGUUCAGAAACUUCUCCUUCUGUAUCUCGAAAUCACCGACAAAACUGAUUCACGCGGUAAGGUUCUCCCCGAGAUGAUCCUUAUCUGUCAGAAUCUCCGUAACAAUCUUCAACCGCCUAAUGAAUUCAUUCGCGGUGUUACUCUUCGGUUUCUUUGCCGGAUUAAUGAAUCCGAGAUCGUUGAACCGUUGAUCCCUUCGAUUUUGUCGAAUCUCGAGCAUCGGCAUCCUUUUGUUAGGAGGAAUGCUGUUCUUGCUGUUAUGUCUGUUUAUAAGCUUCCUCAGGGGGAGCAGUUGCUUGACAGUGCGCCGGAGAUCGUUGAGAAGUUUCUCGCAUCUGAACAGGAUCCGCCGAGUAAGCGUAAUGCUUUUCUUAUGCUGUUUUCUUGUUCUCAGGAUCGUGUUGUCAAUUAUCUUUUUUCAAAUAUAGAUAGGAUUAUUGAUUGGGGUGAACAGCUUCAGAUGAUUGUUUUGGAAUUUAUUAAGAAAGUUUGUAGGAAUAAUAAGGGUGAGAAGGAGCUACCGCGCCGUUUGAAAGAAGAGAAGAAGGAGAAACUUCUGUUUCUCAGAGGGAGUCGAAGGGUCACCCCUAACCCUAGUCCACACCAAAAGGAAACCGUUUAA
Messenger RNA from Vicia faba (fava bean), 828 nucleotides. Lineage: Eukaryota; Viridiplantae; Streptophyta; Magnoliopsida; Fabales; Fabaceae. The record is from the annotation of a GenBank genome assembly.